Messenger RNA from Lizanozyma spartinae, 2550 nucleotides. RefSeq names its product serine/threonine protein kinase (gene AKL1). The transcript has 2 exons. The record is from RefSeq and is a predicted model, not a curated record. Gene Ontology annotation, cellular component: cytoplasm. Bases 1 to 2550 code for a protein of 849 amino acids. Gene Ontology annotation, biological process: peptidyl-threonine phosphorylation; actin cortical patch assembly; protein autophosphorylation. NCBI's taxonomy places the organism in Eukaryota, Fungi, Ascomycota, Pichiomycetes, Serinales, Debaryomycetaceae. Gene Ontology annotation, molecular function: protein serine/threonine kinase activity; ATP binding.
AUGAGAUCGAUGUUGGCGGUGGGGCGCCACAAGAUUCAGAUUGCCAAUUAUCUUUCUGAGGGAGGGUUCUCGAAGAUCUAUAAGGUAAAAGUUGAUCCUCCAAUUGAUAAUCAAAUAGCCGAAGCAUGUCUCAAACAAGUAGUUGUACCCGACAAGAAUGCCCUUGAAGUUUUACGGAAGGAAGUGGAGGUGAUGAAGACGUUGAAGGGGUGUCGGAACAUUGUCAACUUGUUUGACUCUAAUGCUGAGAGACAAGAAUAUGGAGGGGGGUAUCAAGUGUUGAUGCUUAUGGAGUUGUGUCCCAAUGGGUCGUUAUUGGACUAUAUGAAUGCCAACAUUGAGACAAAGCUACAGGAGAAGGAGAUCCUAAAGAUAAUGAUGGACAUCUCUGUGGCAGUGUAUGAAUUGCACAAGAAGGACUUAGUUCAUCGGGAUAUUAAAGUGGAAAACGUGCUUAUAGACCACCAGAAACGGUUUAAACUAUGUGACUUCGGAUCAACCCUGUCAUACAAAAUGCCUCCGAAGAACCUGGAAGAGUUCCGGACUUUAAGUCAUGAUAUCUUAUACCAUACAACGCAGCAGUACCGAGCUCCGGAAAUGAUUGACUUGUAUCGACAGCUUCCCAUAGACGAUAAGGCUGACAUCUGGGCUUUAGGGUGUUUUCUUUAUAAGCUUUGUUAUUAUAUCACUCCCUUUGAAGCUACGGGUGAUUUGUCGGUGUUGCAUGCUUCGUUCCAGUUCUACAACACUCCAGUGUUCUCCAGUGACUUGAAGAAUUUGAUCAUCAUUAUGCUCCAGGAGAACCCUGUUUACCGACCAAACAUUGUCCAGGUGAUCAUCUUGUUGGCAGGAAUGCUUGGAGUAGAGUUCCCUUCGUUGUAUGUCCAAGACUUUUAUAAUAACGGACCAUACAACUUCCACAGUCUACAUGAAUACCAAGUGUUGAAACAGAAGGAAUUGGUUCACCAACAGCAGUUGUACAUCCAACAGAAUGCCAGGAAAACCAAUAAAAGAAUCAUAGACCCCACCCAGUUUCAGCAAUUCCAACUGCAACAACCUCAACAAGUUCCCGACCACUUGAAUGCUCACAGCACGUUACCUCAUCAAGAUGCAAUGGUACCCAACUCAAGUAUUCCGGAGAAGCUCCAGAAACAAUUACAUCAACAAGUUCAAAUACAAUCGACUCCUGUUCCUCUGAAAUUGUCGAACCAAAUAGCAACUCUGCUGCUGAACCCAACUACGACCACGACUGAAGUUGAUUCGAAGGCACUGAAUAAUGAUAAUAAACCUAAUACCACCACUACUUCUCCUAUUGUCGUAACUAAUGGUGAUGUUGACUCAGACUUGGAUGACCUUACAAACAUAGACAAUGUGGAAGAACGGUUCCCACUGCUUGAUUAUUUCAAAGUAGAUGCUGGUGCUGGUGGUGGUGCUGGGGGGGAUCAACCAGCUGAUAUUUUUACCAAUGGUGCUGUUUCCUCUGAUAAGGGUAUCUCCUCUGAGGUUAGUACAGAUACCCCGGUUAAGACCGAUAAGAGUGCUGUAGUAGGCAAUGUUGAGUCCGGGAAUCCAGUUAUUGUACAACCUUCUGCAAAACUCACUGCCCAAAAUUUGGCAAAAAAUCGUCCUGAUUUCACAAGUAGUAAUUCGGUUAACAAGAACACUUCUUUGAUUGUGGACGAUAUUUUUAACACUGGGUCUCCACUGUUAAAGCCUCAGCCACAGAAAACCAAUCAAAGUGUCAAAUCAGAUAGUUCUAAAUUGCUGAGAUGGAGUACUUCUGGUGAAGAACUGAAUGUCAACGAUGAGAAUACUACCAUUAGAAAUAAUGAAACAUUAAAGAUUACUACGGAGUUCCUGGACCCUAAUUGGAAAGUUAUUGGCAUUAAGUCAACAUCAUCUACAACCAAUGAAGGUGCAGCAAAGAAGUUGUCACCCGAGAAAGAUAUAUUACUGCCUAAAGAUGCAAAUCCAUGGGGUUUGUAUCGUUCUACUGGAGGUAGUAGUACUAAUACUGCUGCUGCUGCUCAACGGCCUCUACCAGUUCCCGCCAAGCAUGAAGGUCUACUUCCUGAGCAUUUUAAUGUGCUCAGUCUCAAAGACGGAAAGGAACAAAUAAUGUUGGAGCAAAGUCUUAUUGACUUGGAUGCUGAUGUUAAUCCUCCCUCCCUCCCCCAGCAACCAAAUAAGCACGUUAAAGAGGUCCAGAAUUCGCUUUUAGAUCUCGGAGUUGACUUCCCUUCCAGGAACUCUUCUGCCACCAGUGUAACUGGUGGUGUCGAUUACGGUAAGAAUAGCGGACGUAGCGGUCAUAAACGGAUAUCUUCAGUUACAGCACCAGCUAACUUUUCCUUACAAGAGCAAGUCAUUGACUUUGAAUCUGAUAAUGAAGAGAGCUCAGAAAUGAACAGAUUGUCCAUACGGAACUCAUUGAAGAAACAAGGUAGAAAGUCAUCGGAGCUUGUACGAGAAGGAGGGAAGAGAAAGGAAAGUAGCGAGCGGAAACGGAAAGAAAGCACCGAGAAGAAAAGACUUUCGUUUUUUGGUUGA